Rhizopus microsporus ATCC 52813 is the source of this 1447-nucleotide messenger RNA. RefSeq lists its product as uncharacterized. Bases 446 to 1447 code for a protein of 333 amino acids. Gene Ontology annotation, molecular function: nucleic acid binding. Lineage: Eukaryota; Fungi; Mucoromycota; Mucoromycetes; Mucorales; Rhizopodaceae. The record is from RefSeq and is a predicted model, not a curated record. The transcript is spliced from 6 exons.
CUUUAUAAAAAUAUAACAUAACAAUGACUACAUUCUUUUAUGAAGAUGGACAAGAAAACCUUCUCAAUGAACAUGGAGAAAAAGUUUACGAUCCAAUGGAAGAUGUUUUAACACAAAUUGACGAUCCCAAUAUAGUUCUUGAAACGAUAACCAAUCGAGAAACUUACUUGAGUGCUAAACGCCCCGAAAAAGCUACUGGUGAACCAUCAGUUACGAAGCCGUUGAAAUACCGUACUGCACUGAAUUGGUGGCAACAUUUAUGAAGAAACGGAAGGAGUGCCGUAUAAAAAUAGUGAAAAAAAACAGUGGUCCAAAAAGCUCAUUUACAACUGAGCAUAACGAGUACAUUACCAAGCUACUUGACAACGACCCUCAGAUAUUUGCGGACGAUAUAAUAAAUAGCUUGGCUGAAUAAUUCGAAGGCUUCACCAUUUCAAAAUCGCAAAUGAACAACCAUUUACGUAAUACUAUGCUUAUCACUAUAAAAAAGCCAUAUUUCGAACCUGAAGUUAAAAACUCAGUAGAGAAUCUCCAGACACGAUUCGAAUGGUUUAUGAAAUGGAAAGAUUCUGAUCUGGAUUUUACAAAAAAUUGUAUUUUUAUAGAUGAAGCCGGUUUCCACAUCAACAUGAGACUCAAUUGGGCCAGAUCGAAAAGUGGAAAAAAGGCCAUCGUAAAGCAACCACAAACCAGAGCACCAACACAUACAAUCAUUGGUGCCAUUCGCUCCUCUAGCAUUAUUCACGUUGCGAAGAAGCUUUUAAAGGAACUUAAGCAUAGUGAUAUUCUAAGCGUUGUUUGGAAAUACGCGGAUAUUUUCAGUGAAAAAACUGCUUAUGGUUUUGGCAAAUGGUGUAACUCAAGAAAAUUGUGUUUGACUGAAAGUGGAAUAAAGAGAAAAUUCAAUGAUCUACAACAGAAAGCUUCAGUACGCUCACUCUAUGUUUUAAAGGAUGAGUAUAUCGACAAUGUAAUAGAAGACAUUGUGAACCAUUUACCUCGCUAUCAAAAAUUUAUUCAGAGUUUAAAAGACGAAGGUUAUCAUGUGAUAGGCUAUGCGAGAAAGUCUCAUGCAAAAAAGAUGAUGACUCACGCGUUCUUAGCAAGGUUUUCGCCUCUGUUUACUGUUUAUGCAAAUGAAUCGUUAUUGGAAAGGGACUUAAACAAGCAAGAACAUAUAUUGUCACAGAUACAUGCAGAUGGUGAUAUGCAAGAUAUGCUGGUGUAUAUUUCUUCAUUGGAGAGAGUCUGCAUUGUGGCAAUUGAUUUUGUGGGACUAACGACAAAUUGUGAAGAUUUGAAAGUGUUCUUAAAGAACAAUCCAAAUAUCGACAAAUUAGCCAGCUGUGACGCCAGUCAUGUCUAUGAUACACAGGAACUUUUGAACGAUUCUGACAAGAUUAAAGUAUUUGACUGUAGAAAAAAGGCUCUACAGAGAUCUAAAUGA